This is a messenger RNA of Penicillium argentinense, 945 nucleotides long. RefSeq lists its product as uncharacterized. The transcript has a single exon. Gene Ontology annotation, cellular component: cytoplasm. The record is from RefSeq and is a predicted model, not a curated record. Gene Ontology annotation, molecular function: oxidoreductase activity, acting on the CH-OH group of donors, NAD or NADP as acceptor. The coding region runs from base 1 to 945 and encodes 314 amino acids. Lineage: Eukaryota; Fungi; Ascomycota; Eurotiomycetes; Eurotiales; Aspergillaceae.
AUGACCCCUGUGGCAAUUAUUACUGGUGCCUGCUCCGGCAUUGGGCUUGCCAUGUCCAAGGAGCUCAUCCAUCGCGGCUACAAGGUGUUCAUGGGCGACAUCAACCCCCAAGGUGGCGAGGUGGUUGAUGCCUUGGCACCCCCUUCCGGUGCCCCUGCACCUACAUUCGUCCGCGGAAACGUUGCUUCCUUCGAAGACCAAGCCAGUCUCUUCGAAGCUGCCUAUUCCUUCGCCCAGCACAUUGACGUCUUCCUGGCCAAUGCAGGCGUGGACGACAGAGAAGAUCUUCUCGCCGAGCCUGUCGAUCCAACUUUCACCGCCAAGCCAACACCGUACAAUGCAGCCACUGCCGAAAUCAAUCUAGGCGCUGUUCUUCAGGGCUUCAAGCUCAUGGUGCACUAUAGUCGCCGUGCCCAAUACGAUGCAAAGGUCGCAGGCUCCGCGCCUCCCCCACUUGGCCGCAUGGUUGUCACUUCAUCGACAUUCGGACUAUACCCAUUUCCCACGAACCCAGUCUAUGCCGCCACCAAACACGCCACAAGGGGACUUGUCCAGAGCCUGGGCCGCCGCGCUGAGCAGGAAGCAAAUUUCACGCUGAACGCCAUCCUGCCGGCUUUUGUGCCCACGCGUUUAGCCCCCGAGGGACUGGUGGCCCAGAUCAGAGACAGAGGCUACAUCACGUCCAUGGAGACUGUUGUGAAGGCGCUGGGUUUGUUCCUGGGCGAGACUGCGGAGCUGCCGGAUCACGUCCAGAGAAUCGAGCUUCCUGGUGCUGCAGCGGGUGAUGGGCCUCUUACUGGAGAAUGUGCGGAAGUUAGCAUGGCUGAAAUUUACUUGCGCGGAUCUGUUCCGUUUGCGAAUGACAGCCAACGAUGGUUUUCGGAGGAUCCAGAUGGCCUUUGGUGGGACGGGUAUCAGCAGAAGAGAGCGGCAGAUAGAAAGUGA